AUGCCAAAAAUCAAUCAAUUACAAGCUCCCGACGUGUCAGAAUUUCGAUUGUCCUUUCCCCCGGCGAUCACAGCUCGUGAAAUAAUGUCGGAUAAAAGGAAAGGCAAAAAAGCUUCAAGACCUCCGAACGCGUUUAUGAUUUAUCGAAAGGUCUUUUCUAGAGAACUGGCCAAGAAUUAUCGUUUUCAACAAAUGAGAAUAUCUUCCCUUUGUGGUAAUUCUUGGAAACGUGAACCAGCGGAAGUAAAGGAGUAUUAUCACAGAUUAGCGCAUGAAGCAGAUAAAAUAUUCUUACAAGAUUUACAAAAUGAUUCGCAAUUACCUCCCCCGUCGUUACAAUUAUUCUCACCGUCACAACUCCCGUCAUCACUAUUAUUUCCGCCAUCGCAACCAUUUCCGUCGUCUGAACCAUUUUCGUCAUCACAAACAUUUCCGUUAUCGCAAACAUUUUCUUCAUUUCCGUUAUCACAAACUUUUACUUCAUCUCAAUCAUUUCCUGAAUCAUUACAAUCUUUACAAUCUGAGAGUGUGGAUGAUUAUUUGAAAUAUUUUGAUGACUUGGAAAGAAUGCAAGAACCUCAAAACUAUAAUAACGAAGAUUUUGUACCAAUUCAAUCGUUCAUUCCAAACACUUACGACUUUUUUGACAUGAACAUUCAACAAUCGUACUAUCCGAUUUAUGAACUAAUCGACGAAACCUUUCCCGAAGAAUAUUUUCUAUAUUUUCAAUAA
Messenger RNA from Rhizophagus irregularis DAOM 181602=DAOM 197198, 732 nucleotides. RefSeq lists its product as uncharacterized. NCBI's taxonomy places the organism in Eukaryota, Fungi, Glomeromycota, Glomeromycetes, Glomerales, Glomeraceae. The record is from RefSeq and is a predicted model, not a curated record.